AAUCAUGAUUAGAAGUCAAUAUGACAUCAAAAUAAUCGCUAAAGUUGCUCGAUUUUAUAUAUGCAUAAUUUUUGUAUCAGCUAUAUAUUUAGCGCCUUAAAACUUAUUUUCUAGUUUGGAAUACCGAAAUCUAUGACACUGCAAGCAAAGAAGUCAAUAAUUUUGUGUCCCCUAUAGUAAAACAUAGCCAUAAAAUUAUGUUAAAAAAGUAGGUUAUAUUUAAAUAGUAAAGACAUUAAUUUAUUUUUAUUGAAUUAAUUAACAGUUAAAGGAUACACAAAUGAAAUACAUAACCUCAAAACAUUCAUAAGUGCUUUUGUUUUAUAUUUAAAUUACUUAUGUGAAAUAAUAUGUAAAUCAAUGUUUUCAAUACAAUAUCGUAUUGUGUCACGAAAAAUACAUUUCCACAACAAAAUACAAAAUAUGGAAAUAUCAACAGUAAAACAAAUUUUUCGAUGCAUUUUUACUGACAGCACAAAAUAUAAUAUAGUGAAACAAGCAAAAGUUAUGAAUAAAAUUAUAAACAAAAACAAACCAAAAAGGGGGUCAAUCGAUAAUAACAUAAAUCCUUGUGCACAUGCAACUUCAACAAGUAAACUUUCUAUAUAUACAGUGCGAAGGAUGAUUGUUCUAAAUAAGGUUUUUAUGAAAUAUAUUACAGAUUUAAUGUCAACUGGAGAGAUAGUUCCUGAGAUUCUAAAUAAGAAUAUAGAGAUUUCUCAUGUUAAAGUAACUGCAGAUUUUAAACUCAUUAAUGUAUAUUGGAUAGACAAUAAUACUAAGAAUACUGACAUAGAAGAACUUUUACAAAAAUGUGCCUUUCAAUUGAGGCAUGAAUUGUCUCAACUUCGUGUUAUAGGGAUUGUACCUCCUAUUCAAUUUGUCAAAUGUAAAGGUAUAAGUAUUUUAAGGGAAGUAGAACAAAAAUUGAAGAUUAUGGACUUUGGGGAAGAUCAUGUAUCUAGUCCAUAUCCAGAUGCUAUACAACAGACCAUUACUGCUUCUGGAACUUCUGAUGUUAAUCAAAAUGAUGAGAAUGUUGAAAAUGAUAACCUUAGUGUUACUUUACCAGUAAUGAGACAUGAUGUACUUGGAUUAGAUCAUUACCGAAUUAUGUCUCAGAUAAAAUCCUCAUUAAAUAAAUCAAAAAAAUUUGCGAUAAAACAAAUAGAAAACAUACCAUCCUUGAAUUCAUAUUCUACAUCAGAUAUAAAAAAUAGCACAAAUUUUGUAACUAAUAUGGAACAAGAGAGUGAGUUUAAGCAAUUUUUAUAUCAAAGACGAAAAGAACAGAAAAAGAAAAUGAAGAAAUAUCGAGUAGAUAAUUCUAUUUAUGAUUCUGAAGAACAAAGUGACAAUGAUGAUCUUGGAAAUGAUUAUGAUGAUUUCACAGAAAACAAUUAUGAUGAUUUUGACAAUUAUGAUGAAAACAUUGAUUAUUACAAAAAACAUUAAGGACAUGAUAAACAAUAGGGAAUUGAUAGCAUAUAAACAGAUAUUGCAUACUAUAUGAUGCUGCAAGGAAACCACCCAUUGAAUGACCUAACAGCACAAAUUUUUCUAACUGCAUCUCCCUGCGCCAUUCCUCUAUGGAACGAACUAGUUGACUCUCAGCUACUUGUGCUUCAUUACUAAAAACAGGACGAC
Bombus pyrosoma is the source of this 1647-nucleotide messenger RNA. RefSeq lists its product as uncharacterized. The coding region runs from base 361 to 1455 and encodes 364 amino acids. The transcript is spliced from 5 exons. The record is from RefSeq and is a predicted model, not a curated record. Lineage: Eukaryota; Metazoa; Arthropoda; Insecta; Hymenoptera; Apidae. Gene Ontology annotation, biological process: rRNA processing.